UGGAGGGUUAAGUUCGUUCACUGCGAGAUAGAUUUAUUUAGUUAUUUUGAAAACAAUUCCAAGCAACAGAAGUCCUGCACUUGAUUUAUCCCAAUUGUUGCGUAUUACUGCGGAGACAAUCGAGCGCAAUGUCGAGCUUACAGCGAACCAUGCUCAAGGGCAAAUUGCCACCCACCAUUCCGAGCGGACGCAUUGGUAGAGCAGACUCCUUCAAGAAGUCGCGCAUACGUGACUACAAGCCGGGCAUGUGGAACGAGUUCUUUGCCGAAAAGGAGGAUGUCACGGUGGAUGAGCAGCGAACUUUUCGUGUCUAUCGCACCAAGAAGCCCGAAAAGCCGGGCCCCGUUAUAUUGCUACUACAUGGCGGUGGCUACUCGGCACUCACCUGGGCGCACUUUUGUUCGGAGGUGACGAGCAUGAUACACUGCCAGUGCCUGUGCAUUGACCUGAGAGGCCACGGGGACAGCAAGGUGGACGACGAGGAUGACCUCUCGGCAGAUACGUUGUCAAAGGAUAUUGGCGAUUUGAUACUUAAACUGUAUCCAGAGGAAGUGCCACAACUCUUUUUGGUUGGCCACUCCAUGGGAGGCGCCAUUGCAGUCCAUUUCGCGUCCAUGUCAUUGGUGCCCAAUCUAAUCGGCAUCACCGUCAUCGAUGUUGUUGAGGGCACGGCCAUGGAGGCGUUGGCCAGCAUGCAAAGCUUCCUCCGCUCCCGUCCAAAGUAUUUCCAGAGUAUUCCCAAUGCAAUCGAAUGGUGCAUAAGGAGCGGACAGGUGCGCAAUGUGGACAGUGCCAAAGUCUCAAUGCCCGGGCAGAUAAUCAACUGUGCAACGAAUCAGCUGGCAACGAAUGACCUGCCUUUACCCGAUGACGUGCUGGAGGAGGCGCAUCAGACCAGCAUGUUUCCAAAUUCGUUUAGCAUUUCCGAAGAUGAAGAAGUUUCGCCUCCGGGUGAUGGCGAGGAAGGCAGCGUCGACGGUGCCGCAGCUGGCGCUGACUUUAAGAAACCCAUCACGACCAAAGAGGCGACUGAAGCUGCCAGGAAUUACACUUGGCGUAUCGAUCUGUCAAAGUCGGAGAAGUACUGGGUGGGCUGGUUCUCAGGCCUGAGCGACAAGUUUCUCAAUCUUCGUUUGCCCAAGCAACUUCUCUUGGCCAGCAUAGACGGAUUGGAUCGGACCUUGACCGUUGGCCAAAUGCAGGGUCGCUUCCAAAUGCAAGUCUUGGCACGCUGCGGGCAUGCCGUGCACGAGGACCGUCCACACGAGGUUGCCGAGGUCAUUAGCGGCUACUUGAUACGCAAUCGUUUCGCAGAGGCGGCUAGCGAAUUCCGCUGCCACAUGCCGUCGUGUUGAGCGAAUCGCGAGGGUCGCAUCUAUGGUUGAGCACAAGCAAAGGGUCACAAAUAUCUAUUUUUGAAUGGAGCAUUAAAACUUUGAACUAACAGAUGCGUGCAUAACGUAUAUAUAUAUAUAUACAAGAACAACCACAACAGGUAGAGCGUAGGAACAGAUAUAUAUAUAUGGUAGCUGUAUAUUCUAUAUAUGCAUAUACACAUACUUAUACUUCAGUAACUUAUUCGAUAUUUUUAAUUAAAUUUAUGAAUUUUUAACAUCGUACUUUAUGCUCAUUUUGCCAAAAUCCCAUGCAGGAGAAUUCUUUGAGUUUGGGCUUCUUACAUUGUUAAAAAUGUGUGUAUUAAAUAUGUGCCAGAUCGAAUGAAAUUUUAACGGAAUCGAAAUUAUACAAAUGCUAAAAGGUUGAAUAAAGCUAUUAUUAAUCAAA
Molecule: messenger RNA, 1785 nt
Organism: Drosophila obscura
Lineage: Eukaryota; Metazoa; Arthropoda; Insecta; Diptera; Drosophilidae
Product: protein phosphatase methylesterase 1
Exons: 6
Coding region: 129-1355 (408 amino acids)
Biological process (GO): protein demethylation
Molecular function (GO): protein methylesterase activity
Source: RefSeq, a predicted model, not a curated record